This is a messenger RNA of Lethenteron reissneri (Far Eastern brook lamprey), 7719 nucleotides long. RefSeq names its product protein ENTREP2-like. Gene Ontology annotation, cellular component: membrane. The record is from RefSeq and is a predicted model, not a curated record. NCBI's taxonomy places the organism in Eukaryota, Metazoa, Chordata, Hyperoartia, Petromyzontiformes, Petromyzontidae.
UCCCUCUCUCCAUCUCUCCCCGUCUCGCCCGGCUCUCUCUCACCCCCCCACCACCACCAGCAGCAGCUCUCCCAGCUCACGCCUCUUCUCUCUCUCAUUCUGUGUUCUCCCUGCCUCUCGUGCCCACACGUGCUGCUGCUGCUGCUGCGCCUGCUGCUGACGGGUCAUCCUCAUCGUCGUGCUGCUGCUGCUGCUGGUGUUUUUGUCGCCGCCGACGCCACCGCUACUGACGGGCACGAUGUCUCAUCCGGAGAAACGGACUGCGGGAAGGUUCUAAGAUCUCGGGAGAGGCGUCGAGCGCUGGCAACGCGUGCGCUCCCGGGCUAAAUAGCAGCAGCGGUAGCAGCGGCGUUGAUUGUUAGCGGGGUGGGAGCAGGCGGGGAGGUCUGCAUGCAUGGUCGGGGUUGCCUGCCCUUGCUAUCCGACGAGCGUGCGUCGGGGUGGUGGUGGGGACCACCCAAACUGUCGCAAGGUUCGGAGUUAACCGAACCCGCCUCCGAAACACAUCUCGUUGUUAUCGGCCUUGAUCUCGCAUCAGCUCGGGACGACUCUCGACCGGCCAUACCUUCCACCUUGCCGUCUCUUCUCUGGCUGGGAUCGUCUCCAUCGCCUCGUCCGCUUCUCUGCAGCUGCCUCGAAACGGCCUCCUCCGUCUGCACCUCCUCAUCCUCCCUACCCGGGCCCCUCAAUAACCCGGCGGGUGUCGGCUCCCCACCAUGCCCCCAAGCCCUGCCUGCCCGACCCUGCCUGGACCCGGCAGCAGCGGCGGCGGCACUCAGGACCCCCAUGGGCCAGAUCCCCAACAUCACCUCCACCACCAUCACCAUCUUCACAGCCAUCACCUCCACGCCACCGGCACCGUGCUGCCCAGUGGCACCCGGGUGGAGACGAGUAGCCUGGCAUGGGUGCGGGAGCAGCGCUCCAGGGCUCGGCUCAUGCUCAUCCUCGGAGUGGCUCAGAUGGUCCUCGGGGCUCUCAUUGUUACCGUGAGCUUCGCUGCCUUGGCCCUCACCAGCUCGGCCCGCAUCCGCCACUCGUGCCCUUUCUGGGCUGGCUUCUCGGUGCUGCUGUCUGGUCUCAUAGGAGUCAUAUCUUGGAAGCGGCCAAUCUCUCUCGUGGUGACGUUCUUCACGCUGCUGUCCGGCGUGUGCGUCAUGCUCAACCUGGCGGGCUCCAUCCUGUCGUGCCAGAAUGCGCAGCUCGUCAACUCGCUCACGCACUGCCAGCUGGUAAAGCCGGGAGAUGACGGCGUGUGCGUCUGCUGCGAGCGGCAGCAGACCGGCGGCUGCACCAACCUGGGCGAGACGGUGCGCCUCAACCCCCUCCAGGACUGCAGCACCAUCCGCCUGGCUCUCAAGGAUCUCCUGUUCAGCGUGUGCGCCCUCACCAUCCUGGCCACCAUCGUGUGUGCGCUGGCCACCGCCAUGCGCUGCGUGCAGAUCAUCACCGCCGACGUCAUACACAUGUUUGUACCACAGCGGUCUUCACACGUCCAGCAUGACUGCUUGAACACCCACAACUCGUUGGUGCACCAGACGGUGGACUUUGAGGAGUUUGUGCCACCCAUCCCUCCUCCGCCUUACUACCCUCCCGAGUACACCUACACGCCCGUGAUGGACGCGAAUCGAACGUCGCGGCUGCACCUGAUCCACUGUCCCUAUGACAUCUGCGUGCCACGGGUCGGGUGCGAGGCCGUGUACCCCGGGGAGCUGCCGCCCCCAUACGAGGCCGUCGUCGCCCAGACCCGUACCACCCAGGUGACAGGUCGUUUUCUCACCCUUGAGCAGCCGGAUGUGAUCCAUCAAGCGGCCGUUCUCACGCAAGGCCUGGAGCCGGGCACGGGGGAGCCGGGCACCCAGGCGCGCAGAUUCUCAAGCGACGGAAACGUGGUUGGCAACGUUGCGGAGAGGCGGCUCUCGGAAGACUCGAGCGCGCUCAGCGGCCGAUCCCUCGUUCACUUGCGGGACGUCCCGAUGUACGGUGCGCUGCACGGCACGGCGCCGGAUACCAUCGCGUCCAGCCUCGAGGACACCGGCGGCGGGGGUGGCGGCGGGGGCGGCGGCGGGGGCGGCGGCGGCAGUGGAGGCCCCUCUGAGCCGGCACGGCAGAGGCCUCAUGGGCGCGGCCGACCUCAGAGCCAGGAGAGCGGCCUGGUUCUGGCUCGCCACGCCACUGGCAGGCACUUUGGAUCUCGGCGUAGCCAGGCCCGCAGGGCGGCCAUCAGUCACCACGUGGAGGUGAUCUCCAUCUCGCAGCCGGUGCAGGAAGGGAAACGCGCCGGCAAAAUGGACGCAGUGGACGACGCUCAGAACUGGAGGCCCACCAAACGCCACAGCGGGCUCAUAGGGCAGAGCGUGAGCGUCGGGAACGCCGGGCAAACCCGGGACGCGAGGGCAGCGGUGACGUGCGUCAGAUUGCCACCUGCGGCUCAGACUCACAGCGUCGAGGGCGACGUUCAAGCGCUACAAACCCUCAACGGAACAUCGCACGGUGAGGGCGAGAGGCGUGCUGCAUCCAGUGAAACCAAUGUCGCCGGCACGGAGCACGAGAUACGGGACGUUACAUUUGUGGAGGAAGUGGUGGACGGUACCGACACGAGACAACCGCAGCGCUGUGGUACGGAAGAGCAAACCCCGAACGCCACGGCCGACGAGCACGACGACGACGUGGAUUUUCCCGGACAGAACUUUCGCCUCGGGGGCCCGUGCCCCGCGCAGGGGAGACAGGCCCUCGCCGUGGACACUGGCGUCGCGGAGCGAGCCGCGCGCGUCGAGGGUGGCGGGAGCCCGUGCCGCGAUGCUUCGGUGUCAGUGGAAGUGCACGCGAGAGGGAGACACGGAGGAGGUGGAGGAUGUGCCGUCGCCGCCGGCGUCCCGCCGUCUCUGCCCGCCGUCCCGCGACCGAGCUCACCGGACAGCAGCCCCCCGAGCGGCAGUGGCGGCGGUGGCGGUGCGGACGCGCGGAAGGGCGCGGGGUCGACGCCGGCGCCGGCGCAGCGCAGCAAGCGGGCCACGGCGCGCGGCGAGCGCGGUCACGCCAAGCGGCGGAGACGGAGCGGCGGUAGAGCGCAGCCGACGUCCAGGAACGCCGAGUUCCAGCCCGACUCCGACAGAGGUGGCCAGUUGAGCUCCGACUCGCUAUCCCCUAACGUGGACGGAGAAGAGAGACUCUGCUGCGACGCGCUUGACGACAUCCGCCCGUCCGAGCCGGAAGUCCGGAACGCCGGCACGGGCUCUGCACAGUCCUCUCGAACGAGUCCAAUGCCGGAGGCUCUCAGGGAGCGGCCUCGCUCGCUCGUGGACCUGAAAACCUACGAGGACACCAAGAUCCUCGUGUCUCGCUUCCUCGAGAGCUCCAGCGGUGACCUGCCGCCCGACGUACGUCACGUGGUCAACGACAUCAAGUCCGUGAUCGCGUCGGACGAGAGGCACAUGGAGGAGGCGAUCCUCAGCGCCAGCGUCCUCGAUCAGGUGAUGGCCCAGACGCAGUCGGUGCGCACGAGCCCCCUGUCCCCACCGCGGGACGGUCGGGCUGGCGCCACGUCUCCCCGGAGCUGCGGGGACCUUAGCGAGCCGGGCCUCGAGGGCCGGCGGCAGCCGUCGGACGAGCAGAGCCGGCCACACAGCCACGUGGGCGUCCUUCGGGAAACCGUCCUGUAGCCGCCCCUCGCCUGCCUUGCUCUCCUCCUCCUCCUUAGCCCUCCCCCACCUCGCCUGCCCUCCAAUCAUCUCUCGUCUCCUCGCCUCUCCUGCCCUUCCCUGCUCUCACAUCCCCUCGCGUCCCAUCUCAUUCCACCCCCUUGUCUCGCCUCCAAUCCCCUCGCCUGCCCUUCUCUCCCUUGCCCAAACCCUGCUCUGUCCUUCCCUUCGCAUCCCAUCCCACCUCUUCCCCUCGCCCCUCAGCCCCUCCGCUCCCAGCCCCUCGCCCGUGCCCGUUGCCUUGCCAUGUCUCGGCACAGCUGCCUACUCGAGAAGCGACCGGUGGCUUUGUUGUCUUGCCAUGACUUUUGCGGUGCAGUGCACUGUUGUUGUUGUUUGUGGUAAAUAUUGGAGGUGUUUAUACGGAAGGUGCUGCCCCGUUGUUGAUUGUCUUUGAAAGCAUCGACUCGCGAGUGCAUUCGCUGCUGCUCUCCUACAGUCGACGUGCCAACAGCUGAUCGCAGUCCGAAAAGUGCAGUACACGUCAUGUAAUAGGAAGCUAAUACAUGUGUUUGAUUUGUUGAUGUUUACUUUUUUAGGUGCACGCUAAAAAGUAAACAUCGUGGCUGCGCUCUGAAAAGAACGGUUUCUUUUGUCGCUAUUUGAAUUUGAUCAAAUAUAGUGUAUGAUACUCUUUGGUUCUUUCGGUAAAGAACCAAAGAGUAUGGAUUCCUGCAGUCACGAAAGCUUCAAAUCAAUAUAGCCUAUGAUAUGCGCUAGAUUCUCUGAUGAGUGUAACACAAAAGAUUUGUAUAACAUUGGCACAAAUUCCCAGUGGUAAUCUUUGCGGUCCCUGAGAAAGGACUCGCAGACAGAACACGUUCCCCAACUGAUGCAGCCCCAUCAUCCCAAUAAUACAUGCACGCACACGUACACGCUUGAUGAAUGGCAACAGGUUACUGUGCCUGCAGGGGAGGGAUGCCUCAGAAACACUUAAAUCAUUAUCGAUUGAGCAGUACAAUUGUUGAUGUUAACAACGGAGGUUUUUUUUUUACAAGUGGAACUCACGAUUCAACCGAGUCCCGUUUUGCACACCUGUUUGGAACCCAUGUGCUUCUCACGAUGCCUACGUAACGCACACGGUCGCCGCUUGGUCACGUAAUGUUGUCGUCUUGGCAUUUCAUGCUUCUGAAGCUUGACGUGUAUACGUCUUCGGCUCGUAGCAGUCUGGAUGCUGCCGUGGUAUAAUGGUUAGCGCACGACCCAGAGGGGGUCGCCCGUUCGAUUCCAUCUGCCAGCGCGGUAGUUGAAACUCGCGCUAAAAUCGGCAUCAUUAUAUGAAGUGUCACCCACUGCUCUGUUUUUGUCUUUGCCGAGACCUCCAACGAUAAUUAGGAAUAGGACUAAUGCAAAUAAUUCCCCAUCUGGUUGAUAUAUUAUUAAUUUGGGGUGUAAUAGGUUGCAGGACAUGCAAUGGAAUGCGAUGCCAUGAUAAAGUGCUCCCCCCAUCUAUUGCUGGGAGCACUUCUGUUGGUUCUGCAGUAUUUUAUAUCGUUGAACGCGUGUUUGUGAUGCAUUGAAAAGGAAGUGCUGCAGAUACUGUGGUGUGAGAGUGAAAUGUUACAUCUUUUUCAAUUAUGCCUACUGACACCACAUCAAGCGCCUGGAUCAUCUGUUUUGUUUGCAUUCAAUGAGAUUCAUGUACGCUCGGAAUGUCCCCCGAUUUGCCGAUAAUCUGGGAGGACAGAGCCUUGAUAGGAAACGUCAGACGAUCUGAAAAACUCGACGUCACGUCCACGCUCUUGCCGCCUAAAAGCAAUGCCACGUGGCAUGGUUGUGAGACGUCCCUAUCGGUAGCGGGAAUACUUGGUAUGUAAUAAGUAAAUGAUUGGAACAUUUGGAAAAGAUCUGAAAUUAUUCUUCAAUUUAAAUAAAAUGUGAAACUCAUCGCUCAUAUACAGGUUGGUUAAAGCAAAUAAGGUGACCAAUUAUUUACAUGUCACAAUAUUACCAAGAUAAAUUCAAUUUAACGUCCUAUCCCUCUAACAGCAGAUUAUGUGCACCCGUUGUAUAUUUUUUACGCAUCCAACUAUUCCUCAGCAUUCGGCGUCAUCUAAACAGCCAAUGUGUGGGUCAUACUUCUCCAAGCAAGCGUUAGCUUCAAACUGUGCCUCGUAUUUCCCCGUGAGAUUAUUCUAAAUCUGUGUUUGUGCCCAUUUUGCGCAAUCGUGGUGAAAUAUUGUCUGCGGGCUAUAAAUGCCGCUGCAAAUCCUCAAUCUCGGUAACAUAAAUUAUUAUUAGAUAAUAUUAUUAUCUAAUAAUAAUUUACUGCCAUUGCCUUCCCAAUGCAGCCGCGAUUCAUACAACAGCGGUGCGUGCACGCGUUGACUUUAUUAAUCUGCAAAAAACAAACCCGUUGCUUUCACGCAGUAAAACACUUUGUUCAUCGCUUCAUUUAAAAACGGGCAGCAGAGUUUUUUUUUGCAGUCGCUGCAGCAAAAAAAAACCACGUGCGAAAAUGCUCUGCGUUAUCAUUCACCGUACCGUAAUAAUGAGAGCCUUGCCCAACCCAGGUGUUAAACUGAAACAUCACUUCAUCAUCACGAAUAUCCUGCCUUUUCGCCUGCAGAACUACAUUAUUUGGCCUUUAGGAAGGGUGCAUUAACAUAUUAAUGGCAUCUUGCUCAUCGGUAAGACUCCAUUUCAAUUCCAUGGUUUCGGAAGGCAUAUUGUCCUUGGUGUAAUCGUGAGUCAGCUCGGUGGGGUGGGGGGCAGUUUGUUAUGUUGGCUCACUUCCAAUGAUGGGACGAGAGUGUGCAUGUGCACACAGCCCCAUCGGUGAGCUCCUCCGGCUGCAUUGACUGGGUCAUGUAGCCCGCAUGCCCAGCCACAGAAUGCUAAAAUAAGCUUCUGCUUGUCUGAAUGGAGAGGGAUAAACGGACGUGGCACGGGCUAGAGAAGAGAUGAACUGAUACGGUACAGAAGGACGUGGAUCUGAUUGGACUUGCCGAUGGCUGGUACCAGCCAUGUCAAGAUCAGCCUCUGUGGAGGACGUUGCUCCUGGGCAGUUGGAGGCAGUCGCCCUCCAGCAACAACAACGGGGGGCGGAGGAGCGGCGCUCACAACAACGAGGUGGCACAGCGGGGAGCAGAGGUGGUGCAUCCGCCAGUCAUCGCAAAGUCAGUCAACCCACGGCACCUGGGUCUUGUCCCGUGACCUCCUGCCAGCAGCGAGCCUUGGACACUUCACGUGGCCUCUUGGUGCACCGAGCCUGGCCCAAGCGCCGUGGUGACGCCACCGCCCCUUCAGUGGCCAACGGCGGCUGUUGUUGCCGUUCUUGGGACAAUUGGCACACGGAGUGCGACCGGCGCGUACUGAAGGCAAAGGAAAAUGAGAACAACAGAACAAAUGGCAAAGGAAGCGACGGAGAACAACGCCAACAACACACUUGUUGUUUACGCAAAGAGCUUUGCACUACAAGGCCGUCGCAUAUUUGCAAUACACCCGACUGUUGUAACACACCCGGUCAUGUCUGAAAUAUGUUUUUUUGGUCACCGCAUUUGACCAUCCGUCUAAUUUAUUGUGUCGGUGGGUUCCACAAAAGUAACGGCGUGUAUCGCAUAAUGUUGUCUUUUGGCUACGCCUUCUUCAUGUGGCUUUGUUUCGCUCUGAGACUGAACUAUUGUACACAGACACACACACGUUUAACGUACUCCCGUUGUGCAGUUGUAUAUUAAUGUACAUAUGGUUUUUUUGAGAAGUGUCAAGUAUGCUAAUGUUUAGAAGGUCCUUGCCCCGGAAGGGAGUGAGUGUGCCAUUGGACAUGCUGGUUAUUACCUCUGAGGACCAAAUUGUGCCGAUAAUUGAUCCGUCUCGCCUGCAGGAAAAAAAACAACAAAGACGUGUUUACACCAACUGCAGCUUCUGUUUAUUGUGUAUAAUUAGAAUAAGUGUUGCAAAAAACAUGGACACUUUGUACAUAUGCUGUGUUUAUUGUUGUUACAUGUUGUCGAGUGUAAAUACAAUUUGACAGCUGCUGGAAAUGUUGGUUUUUGUAACAAUCAUGCUGCUUAAACAGUGA